Owenia fusiformis is the source of this 1364-nucleotide messenger RNA. Lineage: Eukaryota; Metazoa; Annelida; Polychaeta; Sabellida; Oweniidae. The record is from the annotation of a GenBank genome assembly.
GUUGUACACGUUUCCACCAGAACAUACACCUUCAACUAACAUGGCCACCAACGCUGCCCAGUUCUUAAUGCAGGAGAAUGUAUGGUACGAUAAAUGGCGUUGUGAAGAUGCUGAGAAGGCAUACCAAGAGAAGCUAGCUGGUGCUCACUCUGGCCUUGUAGUUCAGGGUUCUCAGAGUUCCAUCGUGAAUGAAAUAGCUCGGGCCAGGCAACAAAUUCAAAACUCUCUCAGUAACAGUGGUCAAGGACUUGCUGUUGGUGUAGGAGUUGAUAAUAGCGAGGUUAUCAACAGGCUGAACAAUGUGGAACAGGAAAACCAAGCUCUAAGACAAGUUGCUGCUGAUCUGAGAUCUCUGAUUGGUGCACUUACGAGCCGUGUAGCUGCCCUAGAGAGUGCCAGUGGCACCAAGCCACCAGCUGUCGCCGCUCCUAAGGCAGCUGCACCAUCCAAAGCUGAUGAAGAUGAUGAUAGCGAUGAUGAUAUUGAUCUCUUUGGCAGUGAUGAGAGCGAAGAUGAGGAAUUGGAGGCAAAGAAAGCUGACCUUGUCAAGAAAUACCAAGAAAAGAAGGGAAAAAAGCCUGCUCUUAUUGCCAAGUCAAACAUUAUUCUGGAUGUGAAACCUUGGGAUGAUGAAACUGACAUGGCAGAGAUGGAGAAACUGGUGCGGUCUGUUCAAAAGGAUGGUCUCCUCUGGGGUGCCUCUAAGCUGCUUCCAGUUGGCUAUGGUAUUAAGAAGCUUCAGAUUGCUGCUGUCGUAGAGGAUGACAAAGUUGGAACUGAUUUCUUGGAAGAAAAUAUAUGUGCAUUUGAAGAUUUUGUCCAAAGUGUGGAUGUAGCUGCCUUCCAGAAAAUCUAGGAGACCAGAUCAUGGACACUAAUUACAACAAUGAUUAGUAUAAAGGACUGCAUCCUAACUAUUUCAUUCCUCCAAAUAUCACUUUGCCAAAUAUAAAUUGUUAGAUCAAGAAGGACAAUUUUGCAAUUUCAAUCUGAAUUAGCCAAGACAUAUGUUUCUCAUUUUGAGAACUGAGAUCAAUGUUAUUUUUGGAUGACUGUAUUCUUCUAGCCUUUAAUAAAGAAAAUAAAAUAAAUUUUACAAAAUAUUUAUAUUUUAUCUUCUUUUGAUUGACAAGUGGAUAACCAUUAUGCAGUCGAGACAAUUGAAAUAGCAGAUUGAUUUGAUAAACUAACUCUAUUAUCUCAACAAUCAAAGUUCGAUAGGGAUAUAGUAAAGCCCUCUAUCCAUUCAUCUGGAAAAUAACUGAAAUAAUUUGGUGGAAAGAUGUAUCAAACAUAUGUCAAAUUACAGGAUACUUUAGAUUGAUUGAAUUUUUUUGGAAUACUGAGUAAUAAAGAGCUGAUUU